UUCUUUCUAUACGUUUGUGUAUUGCUCUAUAUUUACAUUUAAUUGUUGUUUGGUAAAAUUAAGGUAUGAAUUUGCUCUUGUUAUUUUUUUUCUUCAUUUUUUUCUUUAUGGGUUAAUGAUUAUGUUGAUGAAUUGUGUUUCUUGUGCAUGGAUUUUCUAUUAUGUGCAUUACUUGUUUAAGACGUGUUAUGGUAUUGAAUAAUUAUAGGGUUCUUGUAACGUUUAUGCUUAAAGGAAUCUCUUCUCUUUCAUUUUCUCUAGAAAAAUACACUGUUAAAUUCACUCCUUAAUUGUAGGUUUUUUUCGAGUUUGUCGUGUCUUUUUCUAUUUUCAAUAUGGGUUCAUGCAUAUGACGAAGAAUUUUGGUUUCCUAUAUUGUAGGCUUUUUAUUUUGUGAAGUGCUUGUACUUAAGAUAUGUGUUCUGGUUGUGAAUAAAUUUGGGCUUUUUUAUAAUGUUAUUAUUUCCGAUUAAUGAUAUUUCUUUGAAAUGCAAAGGGAAAUAAUUUCUUGACCAAAUUGUUGGAGUUCGAUAGACAAAUGCUCUAUGAAUUUUGUACGGGGAGGUUUUGUAAUGACCCGAGCCUCAAUGCCAAGACGUUAUAUCAUAUGUAUUGUCCCUUAUGAGAGAAUCUCUGCCCAUCUCGUCAUUCGGGGAUUUCUAUUACUUACUCAUGACUUAAACCCAAAACCUCUACAUAUGAGAAACUUAAGUUAAAUUUUGGUACUAAUUGGUAGGCUAGGAUCGUUAUAGGCGUUGCUAAUUUUCUGUAAGCUUCCAUGGUUUCUCCCUGAAAACAGGGAAAACUGGCAGUAAUUAACUUUGAAGUCGCUUUUUACCUUGGUUUGCAAAUUUAUUGAUUUUGUAGACCAUCUUGUAGCGGAGCCAUGUUUGCAAUAAGAAUGAAAUAUUAUGCGUUGUUGCAAUGUUCUGAAAUAGACCUCAGUAUUUUCCAUUAAUAUACCUUCAAUGCGAAACAGAAUGUCUGAGAAAUUUGUUGAUGCUUAUUUAUAGAGAGUCGAAGCCUCCAGAAUAUAUAUGAUGAGCAGAGUGGUUUUAACUUACAAGCGAAGGAGGCCACCCUCUAGGUUUGAUGUUUCUCAUCAAAAUGCGUGUUUUGAGACACAGGAGGAAUGCCGAGAGUCCAAAGCGUCUACUACUUUGGACAAGUAUGAAAAGCCAAGUGGAGAAAAUAGAUUGGAGAACCAGAACAAAGAAUCUGGGAUGUGCCAUGAAUACUUUAGAGACAAAGUUGGUGACAGUAUGUUUCAGUGUCAAAGCUGCUAUCGGCAGUAUCGUGUUGAAUGUCUUAAUCCUCAAAAGCAUGCUUCAAAAGAGAAAAGGCUUUGCUCUGGUUGUAUCAAGGAAGAGUAUUCCUCAAGCAGACUGGAGGGCGAGACCCUUUCUGUAGAAUCUGAUGUGACACAAACAAGAUUUCAUUCAAAAAAUGUACUUUUGGAAGGAAGUCCCCCCAAAAAAUGCAGCCAUGAGAGUAAGGAUGCAGCUAUUUCAGAAAAAUUAACUUUGGAAGAAUUGAACUUAGCUAGUAAAGAUAAAUGCAGUAGCAUAUGCAACAAUUCAACCGCAAAACGGAAGUUUUCCUCAACACUAAUUACAUUUCAUCGAAGACCCAAGCAGAACAAGGAUACCACUGGGCCAAAUACAAAAUCCAACAUAAAAGUUGGAAAGGGUUCUUCAUCGGCAACAGAGGGAUGUAUGUUUGCAUCUGCUGUCUCCACCUGUAAAUUUGAAACACCAUCGGCUAAAAGCUGUUCAAAUGAUCAUUCGGAGGAUCUGAAGAAUGGGAAGGAUAUACAACGGAGGAAUUCCUUUGUUAGGAAUGAAGAAGAAGUAUAUAGUCGAGAAACUGAUUUUAAGACUGAGCUUGCUGCAUCAGCACCAAAGACUGAGAUUGGCAUCCAAGCGGACGAGCAAUUGAAGUCUCUGCAUAAAACAGCCAAUGGCACCUCAUCUACUAUUGUUCAACUUAGUUCGGAUUCUCUUAAGUCGACUUCUUUUCAUAGUUACAUCGCCAGGGAUGUUCAAGAAAAUCAUCACAUAAAUCCAUCAAGAAACUUAUCAGAUGCUCCCACUGAAGAUUUGGAGCACAAGAUUGUUCAAAGUUUAUCAAAUGAAGAUUUGAACACCACGGAAUUGCCAGAUGAAUUGUCAGGGAUUAAAUGUUCUCAAGCAUCUCGGGACCUAUCCGUUGCUGCACCUGCUCGUGAUAUUGACUGCAAUGUAGCACUGGACUCUGGUUCUGAUGAACCUUGUUUUCAUAAGGUGUUUCCUCAAAGCAAAAAUUUAGAACUUCUCAAUGGGAAAAUUAAGGAGAAUAUGUUGACUCACGAAGCAAGGAUAAUAGAAAGUGGUGGUUCUCUGGUGAAAGUCGUGGACAAAAGCAAUGAUUCUGUAAAUCAUCCUCCACAGUUCAGGGACAUCGCAUCAAAAAAUAAUUAUCUUCAGUUGUUCCCUGAGAAUAGAAGCCAUGACUUGUUACCAUCAGCAAACACACAGCACAAGGCCGUUGCUCUUGUGGGAUCGGAAGAAAGCCUGAGCCAGCUCAAAUCCCCCGCUAUUACAAGAUCUUCGCUCUUUCUUGGUUUAUCCCUGCCAAUGGAGCCAACAGUUGCUUUCAAUCCCAUGUAUCAGUGGCCCAAUGUUAACAUCCAACCUCAUGAAACCUUUCACGAUUUAGCACUGCAACCUUGUUUAGAUCAAACGUCGCCAUUCUUAAGACAUAAGAUGAUGCUCGAUAACAUUUUAAGGAGAGCAAGAGGGGCAAAGGGGAACAGAGGUAGCUUUUCCAACAGGUUUGAAUCUCCGACCACCUGGUCAGAAGAGGAGCUAGAUUGUCUGUGGAUCGGAGUGAGAAGACACGGAAGAGGUAAUUGGGACGCGAUGUUGAAGGAUCCGAGACUGCGUUUCUUUCCCUGGAGGACGCCGAAGGACUUGGCUGAGAGGUGGGAUGAAGAUCAAUCCAAACUUGUGUAUGGCAUGCCCUUUUCCCAAUCGAAAUAUGCCAGUACCCCGGAUGAUUUGUCAUACAGUAUGAAGCACUUUUCAUAUCCUAAAAUAAAACAUCCAUCCGAUGAUGUCCAGCUUUCACUUGGAGAUGUACCUUCCAGGUAUGAGGAUAGUGUUGAGAAAAUAUCAUCAAUGGAUUUCAUCCAUAUUCAACAUAAUGGGCUACUUCAGAAACCAGUUACAGACUCGAGGACCUUUCUGUCCUAUAGUUAUGCAGUAGCAGGUGCUGAAUCUUCGUUGCAUAUGGGUCCCAUGACGAGCAUGGCUGUGAAAGAUUAUAGUUUACCGCCAUGGCUAAGAGAAGCAGUUGCCAUCCCUCCAAGGCCACCUGACACAGUCCCAACUUCGUUUGAUUCGUCUACUUCUCAUCCCGGAAUGCAGUUGUUUAGACAGCCAUAUUUCGACUCUAAUCUCUGUCAUCAACAAGCAAGGAACAGGUUGAAUAACAAGCACAUCUCAGGUAAAUCUGAGCUACAAACAGGUGGUAGAUCUCAUUUAACCAAUUUACCACUGAUUACAAGAUGUGGGAAGACGAAACCAUCCGAUAAUAACCAAGAGGAUUUGAUCGUCAUCCACAGUGAUGCCUCGUCCGAAGAGACGAUAUCUGACGAUCAUUGUUAGGCCUAACUGCAAGCAAAAUUUCUUGUUGAUCUUUAGUUGAGUUUUGGAACUGUAAAAGGAUAGAUGUAAGUUGUGAUGAAUUUUCUGUAUACGUAGUUAUACUUUAUGUAGUGUUCUUGCUUUGAUGAUUUCAAUUCCUACUGUUAUCUAAUUUUUUUAGA
This is a messenger RNA of Olea europaea var. sylvestris, 3808 nucleotides long. RefSeq lists its product as uncharacterized. NCBI's taxonomy places the organism in Eukaryota, Viridiplantae, Streptophyta, Magnoliopsida, Lamiales, Oleaceae. The record is from RefSeq and is a predicted model, not a curated record. The transcript has 8 exons. Bases 1038 to 3647 code for a protein of 869 amino acids.